Penicillium psychrosexuale is the source of this 1440-nucleotide messenger RNA. Its product is annotated as CCCH zinc finger protein. The coding region runs from base 1 to 1440 and encodes 479 amino acids. NCBI's taxonomy places the organism in Eukaryota, Fungi, Ascomycota, Eurotiomycetes, Eurotiales, Aspergillaceae. The record is from RefSeq and is a predicted model, not a curated record. Gene Ontology annotation, molecular function: metal ion binding. The transcript has 4 exons.
AUGGCGACUCAAGCUUAUUUAGAGCGCUAUCGUCAGCUAAGCGCUCUGGACCAGCAGAAGAAUGACUUCAUUGAGGAACUUCUUCAACGUGUGACCACCCUAGAGAAUUCCUUCCAACAAGAGAAACUCGACCAUGAACGCGAAACCCGGUUCAAUCGUGAGGUUCAGGUGCAUGAAAUGGAGCUGAUGGACCAGAUAUCAGUUGUCAAGAAAAUGAUGGACCGUGAACCAUUCGUCGUGUUGCUUUUAGACGGCGAAGGAAUAAUAUUCAAAGAUGAAUUUCUGCAACUAGGGGAACAGGGUGGACGCAAUGCGGCCAAGCAGCUCUGGAAAUCUCUCCAGAGCUACGUGACAACAAUUCUUUCCACAAUCACCGAGCCGAAGAUAAUGACCAAGAUCUAUCUUAAUGUGAAGGGACUUAUGGAGACUUACAUCCGGGGCGGAAUCGCCCUAGAGGCCUCCACAAUCAAUGAAUUUAUUCGUGGAUUCAAUGAGAGUGCAUCGUUCUUCGAAAUUGUGGACGUUGGAACUGGCAAAAACAAAGCGCAUGAUAAAAUCAAGGAGGCAUUCAAGCUUUACUUAUACAACUGCCAUUGCCACCAGCUCUUCUUGGGCUGUCCCUCCAAUGAAGAAUAUGCUCGGUCAUUGACAGAACUCAUUUCUGGCGCGAAUUAUAAGGGCCGAGUCUCGCUGGUUGAGGGUCUUCCACUCGAGAAGGAAUUUGAUUAUUUCCGAGAGCAGGACUAUCGCAUCACCCAGUUCCCGGAUGUUUUCCGCACCACAAAGAUUGCUCCAAUUACAUUGACCGCACCGAGUGUACCGAGUGUACCGAGUGCAACGAGUGCACCGUCUUGGGCUGCUCCUUGGAAAAGCGCAAUCCCUUCGCGGACUUUGCUCACACCAUCGCCGACCCAGCAAUUCCAAACACCUGCUUUGUCACGAACCUCUACCAGUACCAGUGUGUCAAAUUUGGGCGCUCCAUUGGCCUCGGUGACAAAUAAACCCGAGUCUUCUGAUUUCCAGGUCGUUCGGUCCAAGGUGCCUGGUGCAUCCCCCCCAAAGACGGUGGAACGGAAUAAAUACGGCCAGCGUGUUGAUCGGCUCGACUUCAAGAGCAUUCCUCGCGAUGAUCUUAACAAACUGAAGAAGCUCAAGCUUUGCAAUUAUCAUUUCUUGCUCGGUGAAUGUCCUAAUGAAGAGAAUUGCUAUCAUGACCAUGAUCGCAAAUUGUCACGCCAAGAUCUGCACAUCCUGUCAGCCAUUGCCCGCAUGACACCCUGUCGCUUUGGUCUAGAAUGUGAUGACGUCGAGUGUAUCUAUGGUCAUCGUUGUCCUCAGAGCGAACCUGGUAAAAAGACUUGCUUCCGAGGCGACAGCUGCCGCUUUGAGCCCGUGGCGCAUGGCAUCGACACGAACAUCGUCAAAGUUACGAAAAUUUGA